AUGUCCUUCGCUCGUUUACUCGGCACUCUUUCACUUGUCCUGGUUGUCUCCGCUGGUAAUCUUGUCCAGUUCGAACAACGUAAAAGCGCUCCUGCCGGGUUCACUAGCAAAGGACCAGCAGGCGACGACCACCCGCUUUCCCUUCGCUUUGGUCUAGCAUCGAACAAUAUUGCAGGACUCCACGAGAAACUUGCCUCUAUCUCCAAGCCCGGGAGUCCAGAUUUUCGGAAAUGGCUCAGCGCAGAUGAGGUUAAAGCCUUCGUCGCGCCGAGCGAGGAAACGCUCAAAGCUUUCAAUUCAUUCGCUUCUGCAAAUGGACUCAAGACCACUGAAACUUCGCCAUUCGGCGAAUGGGUGACCGUCUCAAUGCCCGUUGCCAAAGCCAACAAACUCUUCGGUGCCAAAUACACCAACUUUACGCACGCAGACAUCCCCGAUCCAAUAAUGCGAACACUCUCGAUGUCGCUUCCCUCAGAGCUUGUCAAUCACAUCGACGUGGUUCAUCCCAGCACGGCUUUCGCCCUUCCUGAUCCCGGUCCCCGAAAGCCCAUUCGACUUGGUGGUUUACCCAAACGGGCAGCCACAGCGCCUGAAAACUGCGACGUCAGUGACCGCAACCCUGAUAACGUUAUCACUCCGGCAUGCCUACAAGCCCUAUACAACAUUCCUGCGACCCCAGCGACGCAAGAGAAUAAUGCGCUUCUUGUUACUGGAUAUCAGAAUCAAUGGGCCCAAAUAGACGACUUGCAGGCGUUUAUGAAGGAACUACGCCCUGAUUAUUCAGCGGGCGUCAAUCAGACUUUCCUUCGCCUCGCAAUCGAUCAUGGAACCAACCCGCAAUUACCUGGCAAGAGUGGCAUUGAAGCUCAACUCGAUAUCGAGUAUGUUGCUGGGAUUGCCACGGGUGUCCCCCUACAAUUCCUCACUGUCGGCGGCGACGAUUUCCUCAUCUCCCUACUCCACACGGCAGAGUUUCUAGCCAGCACCCCCUUCCCCCCGACAGUCAUGACCACUUCUUAUGGCAGGGAGGAACCGAGUUUUGGAAACUCCUUGGCCAACAAAAUAUGCGAUGGUUAUGCUGCCGCAUCUGCGCGAGGCGUUUCACUUCUAUUUUCUUCUGGAGAUGGUGGUGUGAAUGGGAACCACGAUGACCCCUGGGACUGCGAGCUUUUCGUUUCCGUCUUCCCAGCCUCCUGCCCAUAUGUGACAGCUGUUGGCUCGACCAUCUCCUUCAACCCUGAGAUUGCGGUCAACUUCACUGGUGGCGGUUUCUCGGAGUACUUCCCGCUGCCGUCGUAUCAGACUGCCGCUGUCGACGCCUUCCUCAAGACCGUCCCUGAUGGGCUCCCUAACUUCAACCGUGCUGGACGGGGCUACCCCGACCUUUCCCUCCAGGGUUGGAACUACCUCGUCACAUUCAACGGACAGCGUAUCCCCGUCAGCGGGACUUCUGCUUCGGCCCCAACCGUUGCCGCAAUGAUCUCCCUGGUCAACGAUAAGCUGAUUGCGGCUGGCAAACCAGUGCUGGGCUUCCUCAACCCCUUCGUUUACGCAAAUCCUUCCAUAUUCAAUGACAUCCUUAUUGGCCACAACUCGGGCUGGGAAUGUCCUGCAUCGACGGCUGGCUUCGAUGCAGCAGAAGGUUGGGACCCCUUGAGCGGCGUCGGCACUCCCGACUUUGAGCGGCUACUUGCUGCCGCAUUGGCUACAUAA
Molecule: messenger RNA, 1713 nt
Organism: Mycena indigotica
Lineage: Eukaryota; Fungi; Basidiomycota; Agaricomycetes; Agaricales; Mycenaceae
Product: Family S53 protease-like protein
Exons: 10
Coding region: 1-1713 (570 amino acids)
Biological process (GO): proteolysis
Molecular function (GO): tripeptidyl-peptidase activity; serine-type endopeptidase activity
Source: RefSeq, a predicted model, not a curated record